Limanda limanda (common dab) is the source of this 591-nucleotide messenger RNA. It is a transcript of the gene cygb2, whose product is annotated as cytoglobin 2. Bases 1 to 591 code for a protein of 196 amino acids. The transcript is spliced from 3 exons. The record is from RefSeq and is a predicted model, not a curated record. Gene Ontology annotation, molecular function: iron ion binding; oxygen binding; heme binding. Gene Ontology annotation, biological process: oxygen transport. NCBI's taxonomy places the organism in Eukaryota, Metazoa, Chordata, Actinopteri, Pleuronectiformes, Pleuronectidae.
AUGUCUCGCCGGGAGUCUCCGCCGCCCUCGCCGCCUCCUCCGCCGCCGCCGCAGCUGCUGGGGGGGGUGCAGCGGGGGGAGGACCGGCCGGAGCGAGCAGAGCCGCUGACCGACGCCGAGCGGGAGAUCAUCCAGGACACGUGGGGGCUGGUGUACAAGAACUGCGAGGACGUGGGGGUGUCCGUGCUCAUAAGGUUCUUUGUGAACUUCCCGUCAGCCAAACAGUACUUCAGCCAGUUCCAGGACAUGGAGGACCCAGAGGAGAUGGAGCGAAGCAGCCAGCUUCGGCACCAUGCCCGCAGGGUGAUGAACGCCAUCAAUACUGUGGUGGAAAACCUCCAUGACCCAGAGAAAGUGUCUGCAGUGCUGGCCCUGGUGGGGAAGGCUCAUGCUAUCAAACACAAGGUGGAGCCCAUGUAUUUUAAGAUCCUGAGCGGCGUGUUGCUGGAGGUGUUUGCUGAAGAUUUCCCUGAAUUCUUCACAGCAGAGGUGCAGAUGGUGUGGACCAAACUGAUGGGGGCAGUGUACUGGCAUGUCACAGGGGCCUACACAGAGGUGGGCUGGCUCCAGGUCUCCAGCUCAGCGGUUUGA